AUGGAUACCACGGGCUCAGCACAGCAAGACUGGCCCAAUGAACGGAUCAAGAUCCUCGUUCCAGCAUGGACUCUUAUGAUUAUCAGUACAGCUUUCCUUGUAUGGAGAGUUGUGUAUGGGUUCAUACAUGGACGCAAGUUCAUGAUAUGCGAUCACCUGUUGAUCAUUGCCACUCUUCUUAACAUCAGCGCGACUGGCAUCAACCAAGUCGUCAUCGAUGCUGGCCUGGGACGACACUUCUUGGACCCGUCGGUCGAUGUUAUGCGCUACUCUUACUACCUUUGGAUCACACAAAUCGUCAACAUCAUCGGUGUCGCGGUUCUGAAGUGGUCGAUUUGCGCAUGGCUGUUGGUGCUCAACUUCUCCAAGAUAUACCAGGCCAUCGUAUGGUUUUCGAUUGCGCUGGUUACUGCCUUCAACUUUCUUGCGCCAGUGUUGACGCUGUUUGGUUGCGCGCCCCUCGAAGCAAACUGGAACUAUGGAUAUCAACCUAGACACUGCUGGGCUAAAGGCACGCUGUGGCUCUCAUAUACACAGGGCAUCUGCAACAUUCUGACUGAUGUAAUUUACAUGGCCGCACCGCUUAUCUAUCUGUCUCAAGUACAGCUGUCGCGGAAGACGCAAUGGGGUAUUCGCAUCGUAUUCUUGUUAAGCAUUCCUGCUACGAUCUGCUCUAUUUUCAAGACCAUCGAGCUGAAGACCAUCACUGAGACCAGGGACCCAACCUGGUCAGGAGUCAACCUCGGAAUCUGGAGUUCAGCUGAGCUGUCCAUCGGUAUCCUUAUUGCAUCUCUGCCGCCACUACGCAAGGCAUUCGACAAUCUCUUUCAAAAGAUCCUCCCCUCCACUCUCACACCCUCCAAGACACCAAACUCGCAAUAUGGAUACGGGCGCUCGACCAACGGCAACCACAUCAGACUAGACACGUACGAGAACAACAAGCGUUUGCACAAGAGCACGCACAAGAGCGUUCAUCCAGGCGAGUCAGCGCUCGACAGCGAUUCUGACAGCGAGCGCGCAAUUCUAGAGGAUGAAGAAAAUAAGAGUGUAGGCAUCAUGAAGACAACCAAAGUCACUGUUCUCGAAGGACCGAGGCAGAAGGUGUCGCAGGAGUCGCUGCGGAAGCAGAGCCACGACUGGGCGUCUCCGGAUAUCGAAAGUGGCAUUGCUUGUGCGAGGUGA
Molecule: messenger RNA, 1182 nt
Organism: Macroventuria anomochaeta
Lineage: Eukaryota; Fungi; Ascomycota; Dothideomycetes; Pleosporales; Didymellaceae
Exons: 3
Coding region: 1-1182 (393 amino acids)
Source: RefSeq, a predicted model, not a curated record